Durio zibethinus is the source of this 3529-nucleotide messenger RNA. RefSeq lists its product as uncharacterized. NCBI's taxonomy places the organism in Eukaryota, Viridiplantae, Streptophyta, Magnoliopsida, Malvales, Malvaceae. The record is from RefSeq and is a predicted model, not a curated record.
AACCGGUGUGUUUUUUUAUUGUAAAACCCAAAAAAAUAUAUCAAAUUUUCUUUUACUAUUUAGGGUGAGAGAGAAACAACUCAAAAACGGAACAACCCUACCUCCACGGCAACUAGUGGGCGGCGCUGCUAAAAAUUUGAGGAUCGACCUUCAAAUUCUAUGAAAAAAAUGGGAGUUGAAAGUGUUUCAGAGUCUUCGCUUUCGAAAGUUAAGUUGAGUGGUUCAGAAAAGAAGAAAAUGAAGAAGCAGAGGAAGCAGCAUCAAGCUAUUGAAAAUGCAAAUGCUGAAUCGAAAGAGAAAGAAACUUCUUUUGGAACAAAUUCGAAGCCUAAUGCUAGUUUAGAUUCGCUAUUGCAUGAAGAGGAAGAUUCGUUAAGGAAGGAUUCCUACUUAGAAACAGAGCAAUCGAAUCGUUCUCGUAGGAAGAGAAAGAGAAAAGAAAAUUCUUUGAUUGAUGAAAAGCAAAGCGAUUCUUUUGUGGAGUCAUCAGGGUUGAUGGAAGAGGCGAAUCCAUUAAUGAAGGAUAUGAGUGUUGGUUCGGAGUCUGGAUUGAAGGGGAGUCGAUUGAAUGAGCAACCGGCUCAUUCAGAAAGGAAAAGAAAAAGGAAGAAGGAGCGUAAAAAGGGUCUCCAGUCUGUUGUAGAGUUGAGAUAUAUUGAAGAAAGUUCUUUUAUGGGUGAAAACCAAAGUGAUUCUCGUGCAGAGUCUGAGUUGAAUGUUAGUCUAGAGCCAGGUUUGAAGGAAGGGUCAAAUUCAUUAAUGAAUGAUACUCUCUUGGAAAGAGAUUGGGAGACUUUGGAGAAAAUUAGUUUAGAGUCAAGUCAAUUGAAUGAACAGCCAACUGAUUCGGAACGGAAAAGAAAGAAAAAGGAGCGGAAAAAGGCUAAAGCCGGGCAGUUUGAGAAAUUUAAUGGGAAGUCUGGCUUAGAGUUGAGAGAUGGGAAAGAAAUUUCUUUGACAGAUGAAAAGCAAAGUGGUUCUCAUGUGGAGUCCAAAGUGAAUGUUAGUUUAGAGUCAGGAUUGAAGGAAGGGCCAAAUUCUGAUGUACAGACUCUAGAGAAUGUUAGUUUGGAGUCUGGGUUGAAGGGGAUUCAAUUGAAUGAACAGAGGGUUCAAUCUGAAAGGAAAAGAAAGAGGAAGAGGGAAAAACGAAAGAAGAGAAGGCUUAGUGCUUUGGAGGAUAAUGAUAUCAUUGCAAAGAGGAAUAACAGGGAUAAUAAUGAAGCUGAAAAUAACAAUAUGUGUCCUGAACUUCAAACAACUAAUGGAAAGGAUUUCAGAAAGGAGGAUCUUAUGUCAAAAAAUAUGAAGAAAAGGCGUAGUGAUUCUCCACGAACUGCAAGUACUAGUAUGGUGAAAGCACAAGAUCUCCAUGUUGAUGGGAAUCUUGUUUUGCCGGAAAUAAAAGAUAUCAAAACCUUACAGAUAGGGGAGACGGUAAAAACCUAUCACCGGAAAAGGAAAAAGUCUUCUAAUCUCUUGGGAGAUAGUUUGGAACAAUUGCCGAAGAAUGGUAUGAUACAGACUUCAAUUGACCAUUUAGAAAAGGAACAGACAACUGGCUUUUCAGCAAAUGGGUCAGAUGGAGUACUGGUCAGGCAUGCUAUGCCAGCACAGGCUUUGGAAGAAGCGUUUGGCAAUAGCACAGGCAGUGAAUCUGCACUCAAAGGAAGAAAAAGAAAGAAAAGAAAGACGUUGAAGGAGUCUUUGUCCAAGUAUCCAGACCAAAAGGAUGUCCAGAUAGAAACCAAGAUGGAACAAACUAUUCCUUCUCUGUCGAAAUUGUCUCCUGCAAAAGAUGAUGUUGCACUAACGGCUAAUGUUAAAGAGAACAAUUUGUCACGAACAUUGUACUCUUCACUUGAAAGAAUAUGCAUUAGCCGUCCUAAGAAAAAGCUUCUUGUGCUUGAUUUGAAUGGAAUUCUUGUAGAUGUUGUUCAAAACCCAGGUGAAUUCCAGCCAGAUAUUAAAGUAGCAGGGAAAGGAGUUUUCAAGAGACCAUUUUGUGGUGAUUUUCUCAACUUUUGCUUUAGGACGUUUAACGUUGGAAUCUGGUCAUCAAGAAUUUACAAGAAUGUGAACAAGUUGGUUACUUUUCUUAUGAGAAAAUGGAGACAUAAUCUGCUUUUCUGUUGGGGCCGAAAGCAAUGUACAAUAACAAAAUUCAAAACUAUUGAGGAUAAACAUAAACCUCUUGUUUUGAAGGAACUAAGAAAGUUAUGGGAGAAGCAUUUGCCUAAUCUUCCAUGGGAGAAGGGAGAGUAUGAUGAAUCAAACACAUUAUUGUUGGAUGAUUCCCCAUAUAAGGCUUUGCGGAAUCCUGCAAACACUGCCGUAUUUCCAUAUCCUUACAACUACAGGGAUGCCAAGGAUUUUUCAUUAGCAUGCAGAGGAGAUAUUCACAAAUAUCUUGAAGGUUUAGCUGCAGCAGAGAAUGUUCAGCAGUAUGUUGAGCAAAAUCCAUUUGGGCAACCGGCUAUCACAGAGUCAAAUCCACAUUGGGAUUUCUACUGCCAAAUUAUAAACGAUAAGACAUGACGAGUCCAGUAAUUCCCUUGCCGAUAUUGAUGGAUUUUUCAUGGUAAGCUGCAAAACAAAUUGUUCAAUUGGGUGUCUUUUAGCUAAGCUGCAUUUGGAGUUUGUUCGAAUGUAGCAGAAACUAUUGGUUCAUAUAUUUUUUUGUGAUUGCUGCUGAUCAUAGAACCUUUAUAGGCCUUCUAUAGUAUACACUGGUUGGCUUCCUCCUUGAGAUGGCAUUUCUUUUUGUUGCAAACUGCCAAGUCAACUUCUGUUAUCCAUAAAUUUUUUUAAUAUUUUGGAUUAAUCGAAGUGCUAGCAAUUGCAAUAAUUUAUGUUGUUUCAUGUUGACAGUUCAUAGAAUAUGCUUUGUGUUUUUUCCUCUUCAUAUGAUGGUAAAAGUAUAAGAGCUGGAGCCUAGGAAUAGGAGUGUAAACGAACGAAACUUGUGAUGAAUAGUUUGCAAAUAGACUUGAUUUCUGUUCAUUAAUAUUUAUUUAUUAAACUUAAUAAAUGAUUACAAACAACAUUUCGUGGUUCAUUAAUUAAGCAAAUAAAUAACUAAUAUAAUAAAGUCCGUACAUAUACAUAUCAUUUACAUCUUUACAUGGAAGUUGGUAUGUUACAGAUGAUGGUAAAUGUUUCAACCCCCAAAUAUGGCCCAAAAUUGACCUGUCUCAUUGCCUUUUGAUACAGGUGUGUGCAUGUGUGCUAGAAAUAAUCCGAAUUAAAAACGUAGGAAUUGUGUAAAUAAUACAAAAUUUUAAAGUAAAAACAUAAUGUCUGGGACUGAAAUUACUGGGAUGGAUACAUUUUCGGAAUCUUCUUAUCUAUCUUUGAUGUUCCUCGUCAGUCACCAUCAUCAUCCCUUAAUCGCAAGUUGUUUGGGAACCCCAACCACCAUGUUUAGAGAAAGCCUUCAGUUUUGAGGAACAUCUCAAAAACGCAUUGGUUGUUUGCAAUCAGGCAAAAAAGUGGAUACCAAGUAUUUAAGCUUCCAUGUGCCUUGACU